Messenger RNA from Corylus avellana, 1452 nucleotides. The record is from RefSeq and is a predicted model, not a curated record. Lineage: Eukaryota; Viridiplantae; Streptophyta; Magnoliopsida; Fagales; Betulaceae.
CAAGGGUUUUGCAUCAGUUCCAUGUUCUCUCAGCUGAGAUCACUAGCUAGCUUGCUUCUUGUUAAUUUCAGCUUCACUUGUUAAAGGGCUUCUUUCUUUUCCUUCUCUUUACCUGAUUCCUUGCGCAACUUGAAUCUAAUUCUCUCUUCAAUUCUCAGAAGCUUUCCGGCCUUUCUCUCCCCCAUAGUGAUCGAGGAUGUUAAUUAGCUAGGUUAUACAGGAGAGGAGCCGGCCCUGACCCUGAGUUUGACUUUUUUUUUUUAUCUCAAAAUUCAGAAACAAGCGAGUAGGACAAAUAAAGAAGCAAUCAAUCUUCACCCGAUUUGAUCAUUUGGGUCCUCUUCUUGUUCUACUUUUGUAGCCUGAAAUCGCAAGUCUGGCGAAUCCGUGGUGGACCGGGCAGGUGGGGCUGCCGGGCAUGGACCCGGCAGCGAAUUCUUCAGUGCUAAGCAAACGCCACAGCGAGAUUUCCAUGAACGAAAGCAGCGGCGACGAAGAUAGAGACAACGGAGACGAGCCUAAAGAGGGCGCGGUUGAGGUCGGCACUCGCAGACCACGUGGCCGCCCUCCCGGAUCUAAAAACAAACAAAAACCACCCAUCUUUGUGACCCGAGACAGCCCGAACGUGCUCAAGAGCCACGUCAUGGAGGUGGCUGGUAAUGCUGAUAUAGCAGAAAGCAUCGCCCAAUUCGCCAGGAGGCGUCAACGAGGCGUUUGCGUGCUUAGCGGGAGCGGCUCUGUGGCCAAUGUGACCCUCAGACAACCUGCGGCUCCUGGCGCUGUCGUAGCACUUCACGGCAGGUUUGAGAUUCUGUCUCUGACCGGUGCCUUCCUUCCUGGGCCGGCCCCUCCUGGCUCCACCGGCCUCACUGUGUAUCUUGCAGGCGGGCAGGGUCAGGUUGUGGGGGGAAGCGUUGUAGGGUCACUUGUUGCGGCGGGACCCGUCAUGGUCAUGGCCGCAACUUUUGCUAAUGCAACAUAUGAGAGAUUGCCUCUUGAAGAUGAUGACGAGGCAGCAGGCAGCGCUGGGCGUCAGGCCACCACCACUGCCGGAACUUCCCCGCCCGCAAUUGGAAGCAGCGGCGGGGGACACCAGCUGCCACCUGCUGGGCUGCCGGAUCCCCCAUCGCUUCCUGUUUAUAAUAUGACACCAAAUCUACUCCCCAACGGGGGGCAGUUGGGGCAUGAUGCUUAUGCUUGGGCUCAUGCUCAUGCGCGACCUCCUUACUAGACAAUUAUAUAUCCCUCUUAAUUAGGAGAUUUUACUAAUCUUCUAGCUAUAUAUUCUGUUGUUGUAUUUGGAUGUUAGAGAUAGAUAGGAAGAUGGGAAGAAGAGAAAACCGCGUGGUGUUCUCAAUGUAUAUUAGGCUUUUUGAUUUGUCUAGCUUGGAUAUCCUCUCUGUUUGCAAUAAAAAAACACAUGAAUGGGCACUUUAGUUUUUUAACCACUAA